Molecule: messenger RNA, 1494 nt
Organism: Venustampulla echinocandica
Lineage: Eukaryota; Fungi; Ascomycota; Leotiomycetes; Helotiales; Pleuroascaceae
Product: Dihydrolipoamide acetyltransferase component of pyruvate dehydrogenase complex
Exons: 2
Coding region: 1-1494 (497 amino acids)
Cellular component (GO): mitochondrion; cytoplasm
Molecular function (GO): acetyltransferase activity; lipoic acid binding
Source: RefSeq, a predicted model, not a curated record
AUGUCUCUCCAGUCCUUAACGCGUUCGUUUCUUCAGCAAAAGUGUAUUUAUAGAGGCAUUAAGGUCUCCAGACACAGUCGAGGUCCAACAGCGCGUGCAUUCCAUUCAUCUAGGAGACUUGAAAUUGUUAAACCGUUUUUGUUAGCAGACAUUGGGGAAGGAAUACGAGAAUGCGAAAUAAUCCAAUGGUUCGUCGAGCCUGAAGCCCGAGUUGAGGAAUGGGACAAAUUGUGCGAAGUCCAGAGUGACAAAGCUUCGGUGGAAAUCACAAGCCGGUUCGCCGGCGUGAUCAAGAAGCUACACUAUGAUGCCGGCGACAUGGCGAAAGUGGGAAAACCCCUGCUGGACAUCGAUAUAGAGAGCAACGGGGAGGAUGUCGCAGCAUUGACCGGCCCAUCUGCUGCGGAGGAAUCCCAACUUCAGGAAAGGGAGGUUACGGAGAGGUCCUCGGCAGCACCUAUAGCAAGCGUAUAUGUUCCUCCAGUGAGCCAAAGUACGUCUUCGACAGAUCAAAAAACUCCAGUCAUGAGCAGAGCUCAAGCACCUCAAAAGCCAGUGCUAUCAACUGGAAAGCAUGCAACCCUAGCAACUCCUGCUGUCAGGCACUUAACCAAAGAGUUGAAUGUCAAUAUCGCAGAGGUCCGUGGAACAGGAAAGGAUGGACGGGUGACGAAAGACGACGUGAACCAGUUUGCAAAGCAGCGGGAUGACCCUCGUCUUGCACUGAAAGAGUCAAGUCUCUCCGCUUUGAUGAGCACCACAGAACCAACGGAGACAACAGUCCCAUUAACAAACAUACAAACCCAAAUGUUUAAAGCGAUGACUAAGUCACUGUCCAAGCCACAUUUCCUCUAUGCCGACGAAAUAGACUUUAGCAGGCUAUCAGAACUACGAUCGAGGCUAAACAAAGGGCUAGCGAAGGCGCCUAUAGAUGAGGUUAACAAAAUGUCUUUCCUACCCUUCAUCAUCAAGGCAAUGUCUCUGUCUAUGCGGGCCUAUCCAAUUUUGAAUGCACGCGUGGAUAUGGAUCCCGUGACAGGCAAGCCAGCAUUGGUCCAUCGGAGCCAACACAAUAUUGGAGUGGCAAUGGAUACGCCUUCAGGGCUGAUAGUCCCAGUCAUCAAAAACGCCGCCAGCCUUAGCAUUCUCAAUAUCGCCGCAGAACUCACAAGGCUCCAGUCCCUAGCUGCAUCCGGCAACUUGUCAACUCAGGAUCUUACCGGUGGAACAAUUACGCUUUCAAAUAUCGGCAAUAUCGGCGGCACAUAUGUCUCUCCAGUCAUAGUCGAGAAAGAAGUGGCCAUCCUAGGCGUCGGGAAGAUGAGAACCAUUCCCGCCUUCGGUGACGCCGGGCAGGUGGUAGCUAAACAAGUUUGCAACUUCAGCUGGAGCGCGGACCACAGAGUCGUCGACGGGGCGACUAUGGCCCGGGCCGCAGAAAUCGUUAGGCAAUUCGUCGAAGACCCAGAUAGCAUGGUUAUGCAUCUUCGAUGA